This is a messenger RNA of Procambarus clarkii (red swamp crayfish), 4993 nucleotides long. Its product is annotated as ceramide transfer protein. Gene Ontology annotation, biological process: ER to Golgi ceramide transport. The record is from RefSeq and is a predicted model, not a curated record. Lineage: Eukaryota; Metazoa; Arthropoda; Malacostraca; Decapoda; Cambaridae. Gene Ontology annotation, molecular function: lipid binding.
AUGCAUCUGUGUCAGUUUCUAUUCACAGCACAGACAGGUGUGAGGUGGACGCAAACAAGUCGGAAAAUACUCAUGUCACUCACCAUUGCCACUUGAGGUUGAGGAUCUAGGCACCUGUGAAGGCGUGAGAGGCUGUAAGAUGUCUGAGGACCACGGGAGCUUGACGCUUAGUGACGAGGACAGUGAGGAAGACCUCCACUACCUCCAUUACGCCCAUGCCAGGCAACCCACUGAACUGCAGGGCACUGUAUCAAAAUGGACAAACUAUAUCCAUGGAUGGCAAAAUCGAUAUAUGGUGCUGAAAGAUGGCACCAUGAGUUACUACAGGAAUCACGACGAAACACCAUUUGGUUGUCGAGGUUCCAUAAGUGUUCAGAAAGCCCAUGUCAAGCCCCAUGAAAUAGACGAGUGUCGUUUUGAUGUGUGUUUGAAUGACUGCGUGUGGUACUUGCGGACCAACACUGAGGAGGAGAAGCACCAGUGGGUCGAUGCCAUUGAACAGCACAAGUACCUGGAGAGCGAAGGUCUUCGGCGGCAUGGCAGUACUAUUUCGCUCACCUCCAAUACCUUAUCCACUACAUCUGGCUCUUCACUUAAGAAAUCAAAAGGACUGAAAGAGAAACUGGCAGAACUGGAGACAUACCGAGAUAUUUUGUUGCGUCAGAUGGACACCUUGCAGUCGUAUUUUGAUGCUUGUGCUGAAACUGUCAAGGAUGGAAAGACUACUGAACCCACAUGUAAUGGCCAUGAACCAGAGCACGAUGGCAUGAUAGAAGUAGGUGUGGCUGCUGAAUGUGGCCUCGGAGAAUCUCCUAAUGCUGGGGGCAGGAAGUUUUCCCCUCUUCACCUUCCGCAUUCUCAUGUUAGUAAAGAAACUCUACAAAAACAUGGGGCUUAUGCAUUGGAUUUCCGUGGAGAAGCACUCACUUUCAAGGCAACAACAGCUGGUAUCCUUACUACCUUAAGCCAUUGUGUGGAAGUUAUGAACCAGAGGGAAGAGUCUUUCAAGAGACGUUUAGAGCGUGAAGGAGAGAAGCACAGGCGACUAGAAGAGAAGUUGAAGCAUGCUCUUGCUGAUAAUGUGAAAGAAAUGCCAACUUCCAGAAGAAUGGUAGUCAUGGGAGGACCUGAUUAUGAGGAAGGACCCCAUAGUGUAAUAGGAGAGGAUGAGUUCUAUGAUGCUGUUGAAUCAGCUCUGGACAAAAUGGAUGAGGAGGAGGAGUUCAGGGAACGUUUACGUCUGAAGCAAUUAGCAACGCCUCAGAAACCUGCAGCCGCUCACCCUCUUUGGCCUCAAAUUGAAAAACUGACACUGGAGCAGCUUGGCUAUGCACAGCAAGGUGUGGAGGGUGGCAUUUGGCAGAUCUUUGCAGAAGAAGGGGAAAUGAAGAUGUAUCGGCGAGAGUUGGAGGAAGAUGGACUGGUUGUGGAUCCAUUGAAGGCUGUGCAUCAAGUAAGAGGAGCUACAGCACACGAGAUGGCUCACCAUUUCUGGUCACCUGAUGUUAGAUUUGAAUGGGAUACUAGUAUUGAACAGAUGACAGUCUUGGACAGGAUAUCAAAUGAUACGAUAAUUUUCUUGCAAUUACACAAGAGAGUUUGGCCAACAGCACAGCGUGAUGCUCUCUUUUGGUCACAUAUACGACAGAUACCCUCCACAGAUCCUGCCAAUGGAAGUGCUCGUGAUACAUGGAUCGUAUGUAAUCAAUCCACAGAACAUCCAGAUGCCCCUAAUGAUGGAAAAUGUGUUCGGGUUGACCUUACAGUUUGUUUCGUGUGUCAAACAUUCAUCGAACCUCCACCUGCUGAGGGUGAACCUUUGACACGAGACAAUCUUUUGACAAAGAUAACAUACUGCUCUGUAGUGAAUCCUGGCGGAUGGGCUCCAGCCUCUGUGCUCAGGGCGGUGUACAAGCGUGAAUAUCCAAAGUUCCUCAAGAGGUUCACACAGUAUGUUGUUGACAAAUCUGCUGACCAGCCUAUAGCAUUCUCAGGGUUGAAGAUAAAAGAUCACAGUAAGCACUGGAGAGGUUAAUAACUUUUAUUUUCAUCAAGUUCAAAAGGUUUUGGCUGUGAUUAAAGGAACUGGGAACUGCUACCAAAGUAUCAUUAUAGUACUGCCAGAUAUAACUAACCUCCAAAGCUUUGUAAUAUGGCCUUGGACAAAUUUUAUGCUCACACUUGUAGAUGAGUAACAGAGACUGUAUUUUAUUAGAAUAUGAGGAUUACAGGUGAGAGUAUGCAUUUAGGGGAAAAUGCUGCUAACACUCUUGGAAGUUUUAGGGUCAGAGUGUAGUCAGUUUAUUGCCAGUCUGAAAUGGUUUAGCAUAUUUUAUACUUUAAAUGAGUAAAUAAGUUUGGUACUCGGUACUAUUGCAGAAGUACAAUAUUAAGUUGCUAGAAGGCUUGUUAACUUGACCUUUCCUGAAACUUCAUAUUCAAGAAGUUUUCCAUAAUUAUGAAUAGUUAAUCUUACAAUGGAGAACAGUGGAGGUAUACUAUAGCUGUACAGAAAUGUUUGUGUAAAGAGACAGGAAUGAAAAGAAGUUGUAUGUGAAUAUUGGAAGCGGUAAUUAAACUGAUGAUAAAGGGAUACGAUCAUGAGUGAGUUGCCCUCCUUCAGGAUGAGUAGUUAUUUACACUACCAGGAGAAUGCAGUGGGUUUUCCCUUCCACCAGUAAAUUGCAGUGGGUUCCUCCUUCCACUGAGAGAGUGUAGUGGGUUCCCCUUCCACUGGGAGAGUGCAGUGGGUUCCCCUUCCACUGGGAGAGUGCAGUGGGUUCCCCCUUCCACUGGGAGAGUGCAGUGGGUUCCCCCUUCCACUGGGAGAGUGCAGUGGGUUUCCCCUUCCACUGGGAGAGUGCAGUGGGUUUCCCCUUCCACCGGGAGAGUGCAGUGGGUUCCCCCUUCCACUGGGAGAGUGCAGUGGGUUCCCCUUCCACUGGGAGAGUGCAGUGGGUUCCCCUUCCACUGGGAGAGUGUAGUGGGUUUCCCUUCCACUGGGAGAGUGCAAUGGGUUCCCCUUCCACCAGGAGAGUGCAGUGGGCUGAUCUGCCCCUUCUGGUGCAGCGAGAGAUGUAUGCUUUAUCAGAAGAAAUUUACAUUUCAUCUUGAUGAUAUGGAACUAGUCUACUUUCACCUUUUUGGUUUUACUUUAUUUUUGUCACGACUUUGUGCUCUCUUCAUUAACACUAUGAAAAAGGUAAUGUAAAACAGAGGUCACCAGGUUAUUAAUAGUGGACUUGUCAGUUAGAAACCACUUUCUGGGCUGGCCUUCAGUAGCUUCCCACAGCAUUGACUCUGGUACCACAGACAUACCCACAAAAUCAUGCAAGCCUGUCAAACACCAGGGGCCAGAUUCACGAAGCAGUUACGCAAGUAUUUACGAACAUGUACAUAUUUCCUCAUUCUUUGACGGCUUUGGUUAUAUUUAUUAAACAAUUUACAAGCAUGAAAACUUCCCAAUCAACUGUUGUUAUUGUUAUAAACGGCUUCUUGGUGCUUCAGGUUCAUUAACUUUAAUAAUUGUAAACAAAUCCACCAAAGAUUGAGAAAAGAUGUACAGGUUCGUAAGUGCUUGUGUAACUGCUUCGUGAAUCUGGCCCCCUGAACCAGAAUCUGGUGGGCUUAUGGAGUCGAGGAAGCAUGGGGAUCUAAGAUUGACCCAAAACAAAGUAAAACUGUCCAGAAAGUACAAAUGAAGCACACACAAACUAAUGGUACUUAUUUUGAUGGAAAGAGAAAAUAUUUAAAUGGGAGUGGUAGGUAGGUAGGGAGUGGUCCCAAUGUCAGAGAACCAUGCAAUAGUAUCAGAGCGCAGCACUAGGGUUCCAUUUCAAGUCAACCAUGGGUCUAACCUACCUGCCUUCUCUGACAGAUGCAUGGUACCAAACACAUUACUCCUCUGCAAGAACAUACUUUUUCUCGUGCCGAUUGGGAUUGGUGUUCCUUGGGACUUUGUCCGAUGGAAGAGGUGGGUGGUGGGUGCACACAUAAUAUUUCUGUUUUCAUUACACUUCACAAUUGUUAAUGCUCUUCAUCUUGUGUGUCAAUAUCUUAUUAGUUCGCCCAACUUUAUUUCAGGGUAACUUUCCUAAGCGUCACCUAGCUCUUAUUGGUUCCUAACUAGAGUUACCUUCUCUGAGGGGGUUUGAGUGUCCUUUCCUUGGCUUUCUUUCUCUAAAGUUGUCCCAAUAUCUGGAUAGUACUUUGGACUAGGUCCUCAUGCCAGGAAUUUGGCAAAAAAAAAUAGCUACUCACCUUUUGGAUGUUCUCUCAGCCUCACUGGGCUUAUGUGGUUCUUGUUUACCUUUCCAUUCUUUGCAUUUCUCCUUUCCUGAACCCUAGAUUUCCAGCCUUUUAACCCAAUGGUUAACCCAAAGUCCCUCCAUCUUUAUUUGUGCCUUUAGAGUACCUUUCUGAGGCAUUGUUUUGAGUAUGCACUGAGUAGUUACUGAGGGCCAGCUCAGAAAUCAAGUGUAAAUUAAAUGAAAUUCUCUCUUUUAGGUGACCUUGGUAGGUCACCAAACCUGGUUGACUUUGGCCAUUUUUUGGUGUGUGAGAAGGGGGGGGGGGGGCAAACAGAAUGUGUUGGGGGUGAUACACGAGUGAAGCAGGCAGGCAUCUUGGAUCCCUGGCUGAUUUUAGUUACCACCUGGUGAAAUGGUUAAGUACAAGUGCAUGGUUUGUUGACAUUAGGUAAACUUUCACUUAUCUUGUUUUCAGCUUUUCUCUUUUUAUGCAAAAAGUAAUUUGUUUUGCUUCUGUACUUUAUGGACAAUUUUAAUCUGUUCUGGGUCAAUGUCAUGCUCCCAUUACCUCUUGUGGGCACACCAGAUUCUAGUCAUGGUGUUGGGUAGGCCUGCACAAUUCACGAGGCCUAGCACUGUAGUAGAUGUCUGUCGUAUCAAAGACAAUACACGGGAGAGCUACUGUGGCUGCUUAGAGAAGAUUUUUCUUUAUACUAAAUGCUUGAUUUAUUCUUACAGUCUAG